GCGUUGUCACGUUCUUCCGGAAACGAAUUAACAACAUUGCUGAAGAAAGAUGGCAGAGAUCGAAGAGGACGAGCUGGAAAAGCUCGAAUAUUUGUCUUUAGUGUCUAAAGUUUGUACAGAACUUGACAAUCAUUUAGGAAUCAGCGACAAGGACCUUGCUGAGUUUGUAAUCAGUCUUGCUGAGAAAAACCCAACUUUUGAUGGAUUCAAGUCAGUACUUGUUAAAAAUGGUGCAGACUUCACAGAUUCACUCGUCGGCAACUUACUUCGUCUCAUUCAAACCAUGCGCCCUCCUGUGAUAGCAUCUACCAGUAAAGACUCUUUGCCUGUGGUUAAGUCAAAGAGUGAAAAAGACAAGUUGAAGGAAUUGUUUCCAGCUCUGUGUAGACCUGACAAUCCUAGUACCAGGUCUUUGCUGGAUGAGGAUGAUGUGAAAGUUGCUGCUGAUGCCAUGAAAGAGCUGGAGAUGUUUAUGCCCAGUGUUAGUUGUUCAGACACUAGCAGCAGCAAACACAGAAGCAGCAGCAAGAAGAAGCGGAGGAGCAGGAGCAGAAGUCGCAGUCGAAGCAGAGACAGGGAUAGAGAGAGGGACAGGGACAGAAGACGCCGCCACCGCUCUCGUUCCCGAUCCAGGUCCCGCUCUAAUGAGAGAGACAGGAGGAGGCGCAAGAGCCGCUGGCACUCUCGCAGCAAGUCUAAGAGUCCUGCACGGGUAGACCGAGAUAAGGGUUCAGACCGUUGGAAAGACAAACAUGUGGACCGGCCCCCACCAGAGGAGCCAUCUUUGGGGGAUAUCUACAAUGGCAAAGUCACCAGCAUCAUGCAGUUUGGCUGCUUUGUGCAGCUGGAAGGUCUUCGGAAACGCUGGGAGGGCUUGGUCCACAUUUCAGAGCUUAGAAGAGAGGGUCGUGUGGCAAAUGUGGCAGAUGUGGUCAGCAAAGGCCAAAGGGUCAAAGUCAAGGUGUUGUCCUUCACAGGAUCCAAAACCAGCCUCAGUAUGAAGGAUGUUGACCAGGACACAGGUGAAGACCUGAACCCUAACAGGAGAAAGAACGUGGGUAAAGAUGGUCAGGAAGAGUCUGCUAUGAGAAACCCUGACAGACCCACCAACCUCAACCUAGGCCAUGCUCCAGAGGUGGAGGAUGACACGUUGGAACGCAAAAGACUCACCAAGAUCUCAGAUCCAGAGAAGUGGGAGAUCAAACAGAUGAUCGCUGCCAAUGUGUUGUCUAAGGAGGAAUUCCCAGACUUUGAUGAAGAGACAGGAAUUCUGCCUAAAGUAGAUGAUGAGGAGGAUGAAGACUUGGAGAUUGAGCUGGUGGAAGAAGAGCCUCCAUUCUUGAGGGGACACACCAAACAGAGCAUGGACAUGAGCCCUGUCAAGAUUGUCAAGAACCCUGAUGGAUCUCUCUCCCAAGCAGCCAUGAUGCAGAGUGCCCUGGCCAAAGAAAGACGGGAGGUGAAACAGGCCCAGCGGGAGGCUGAGAUGGACUCAAUCCCCAUGGGCCUGAACAAACACUGGGUGGACCCGCUGCCUGACGCUGAUGGCAGACAGAUAGCAGCCAACAUGAGGGGCAUAGGUAUGAUGCCCAACGACAUCCCAGAGUGGAAGAAACAUGCCUUUGGUGGCAACAAGGCCUCCUAUGGAAAAAAAACUCAAAUGUCCAUUCUAGAGCAAAGAGAGAGUCUUCCCAUCUACAAGCUGAAAGAGCAGCUCAUUCAGGCUGUCCAUGACAACCAAAUCCUGAUUGUGAUUGGGGAGACGGGAUCAGGGAAGACUACUCAGAUCACUCAGUACCUAGCUGAGGCUGGAUACACAACAAGGGGGAAGAUUGGAUGCACACAACCCAGAAGAGUGGCGGCCAUGUCUGUGGCUAAAAGAGUGUCAGAGGAGUAUGGUUGCUGUUUAGGUCAAGAGGUGGGCUACACUAUUCGUUUUGAGGACUGUACGAGUCCAGAGACAGUCAUUAAAUACAUGACAGAUGGUAUGCUGUUAAGAGAGUGUCUGAUUGACCCUGAUCUGGGCCAGUAUGCCAUCAUUAUGUUAGACGAGGCCCAUGAGAGAACCAUCCACACAGAUGUGCUCUUUGGUCUGCUCAAAAAGACUGUGCAGAAGCGAACUGACAUGAAGCUCAUUGUGACAUCUGCUACGCUGGAUGCUGUGAAAUUCUCACAGUACUUUUAUGAGGCGCCUAUUUUCACUAUUCCUGGUCGCACAUACCCAGUGGAGGUUUUGUACACUAAAGAACCUGAGACUGACUAUCUGGAUGCCAGUCUGAUCACAGUCAUGCAAAUCCACCUCACUGAGCCUCCAGGUGACAUCUUGGUGUUCCUUACGGGUCAAGAGGAGAUUGACACAGCUUGUGAGAUUCUGUACGAGAGAAUGAAAUCCCUUGGGCCUGAUGUCCCAGAGCUCAUUAUCCUUCCAGUAUACUCUGCCCUGCCCAGUGAAAUGCAGACCAGGAUUUUUGAUCCAGCACCACCUGGAAGUAGAAAGGUGGUCAUUGCUACUAACAUUGCUGAGACUUCUUUGACAAUUGAUGGGAUCUACUAUGUGGUGGAUCCAGGUUUUGUCAAGCAGAAGGUUUAUAAUUCCAAAACCGGCAUUGAUCAGCUGGUGGUUACUCCGAUCUCUCAGGCCCAGGCUAAGCAGCGGGCGGGCAGAGCCGGUAGAACUGGGCCUGGCAAAUGCUACAGAUUGUACACUGAACGUGCCUACAGAGAUGAGAUGCUCACCACCAAUGUGCCUGAGAUUCAGCGAACCAACUUGGCCAGUACUGUACUGUCUCUCAAGGCAAUGGGCAUCAAUGACCUGUUGUCAUUUGACUUUAUGGAUGCUCCACCCAUGGAGACACUUAUCACUGCCAUGGAGCAGCUCUACACUCUGGGAGCACUGGAUGAUGAAGGUCUGCUCACGCGCCUUGGUCGUAGGAUGGCUGAGUUUCCCCUGGAGCCCAUGCUGUGCAAGAUGUUGAUCAUGUCUGUUCAUCUUGGCUGCAGUGAAGAGAUGCUGACCAUUGUGUCAAUGCUCUCAGUACAGAACGUGUUCUACAGACCAAAGGACAAACAGGCUCUGGCAGACCAGAAGAAGGCCAAGUUUCACCAGCCUGAGGGAGACCACCUGACUUUGUUGGCCGUCUAUAACUCUUGGAAGAACAACAAGUUCUCCAACCCCUGGUGCUAUGAAAACUUCAUCCAGGCAAGAUCUCUCAGACGCGCUCAGGACAUUCGCAAACAGAUGCUGGGCAUUAUGGACAGGCACAAGCUGGACGUAGUAUCAUGUGGUAAAGCCACAGUGCGUGUACAAAAGGCAAUCUGCAGUGGUUUUUUCCGGAAUGCAGCCAAAAAGGACCCCCAGGAAGGAUACAGGACCCUUAUAGACCAGCAGGUGGUGUACAUCCACCCAUCUAGUGCAUUGUUCAAUCGCCAACCAGAAUGGGUGGUAUACCAUGAGCUUGUGUUGACCACUAAGGAAUACAUGAGGGAGGUGACAACCAUUGACCCGAGGUGGCUGGUUGAAUUCUCUCCAGCUUUCUUCAAAGUGUCCGAUCCCACACGCCUCAGUAAGCAGAAGAAACAGCAGAGGUUGGAGCCCCUCUACAAUCGCUACGAGGAACCAAAUGCUUGGAGAAUCUCCAGAGCCUUCAGACGACGCUAGAACGUUCUCACAAGGUCCUUGUGGAUUGCGAGUGUCUGAUACUCCUGCUGACCGAAGCAAAGACUGGGGACAGAGUGGAGGAUAACAUGGACAGAUACUAAACAUUUUGCUUAAAACCCUUCUUUCUGUAAGGGCCCAUUUGUAGGCGCCAUAUGUUCUAAGAUCCCACCCAGUACUGUGAACCACAUUUAAAUUUGAAAGGGAAGUUCCCUCAAAAUUCAAGCUGAUCUGAUUUUAUGCUUGUACUCUGUGAGGUUUCAAUCAAAAAGCUUUUGAUUUUACGUUUUGCAAUUUUCUUUUUUACCAUGCUUUAUAGUUAAUUGGCUUUACACUAAGAGGAAAAAAUUCUUUAUUGACUGCAGAACCAAAUAACAAAUUAGAAAGGGUUAAUAUUUAUAAUAACCUUCCAUAACAAUAAUAAUCCUACAAUGCAUGCUAAAUCCAGUCAGUUAAAUUUUUGGACAAGCUAUUCCUUUAACACAGAUGCCCAACAGAUCAUUUUAUGUAUUUCUAUAAUGCAGCUGGUUUUCAUCCAUUGAUACAUUUGUCAUUGAUUGUGUUAAUAGCACAUUCAUCUCUGAAAAUCUUUUUUUUUUUGGUAUGCUGUCAGUGAAUGUUGACUGACUUGUGCAGAGGAAAAGAGUUUUGAUUAAUACAUUUAUCUAAAGCAGGGAGGUUUGUUCAUGUUAAAAUGAACAGGACGUUUGAGUCACUUUCCCUAUCACACACAGAUCUCAUCCUUAUUAGGGACUCCUCUUCGGUUUAAUGUUUAAUCUGUGGAUUCGGCACAGGUAUUGGAUCACAGUGGAAGUUUUGUAUCGCGCUUUUAUUAAGGGAAACAAUGGGGGGGUGGAAUUGACCAACAGUUUUGAUAUUGUUACAGCUUAUGUUAUGUCUUUCUUGGGAUCAUUUUCAUGUCAUAUUAAAAUAAACUCUUAAAAAGGCCCAUUGGGUUUGUAGUGUUUA
Molecule: messenger RNA, 4624 nt
Organism: Xyrauchen texanus (razorback sucker)
Lineage: Eukaryota; Metazoa; Chordata; Actinopteri; Cypriniformes; Catostomidae
Product: ATP-dependent RNA helicase DHX8
Exons: 23
Coding region: 50-3658 (1202 amino acids)
Biological process (GO): mRNA splicing, via spliceosome; spliceosomal complex disassembly
Cellular component (GO): catalytic step 2 spliceosome; intracellular anatomical structure
Molecular function (GO): RNA helicase activity; RNA binding; ATP binding
Source: RefSeq, a predicted model, not a curated record